CUUUGCCGCAAUAACUUCCCAACCCAAGCUGAUUUCCUUUUCACACCAGCCAAAAAAAAAAAAAAUCCCAAAGAAUCUCUCUCUCUCUGUUUUGCAGUUGAAGUUUGAUUUGCUGACAAUGAUUCUUCGGUCGGUUUUAAUCGUGGUUCUGGUAGUGGGGAUUUUAUUCCCUGCAUCGCAAUCAUUACGGUUCGAAUUGCAAUCGGGACAUACUAAAUGCAUCUCCGAGGACAUCAAAGGCAAUUCAAUGACGGUCGGAAAAUACCACGUUGUCAAUCCGAACGAGGAUCACCCUUUGCCCGAUUCUCACAAGCUCACCGUCAGGGUAACGUCGUCGUAUGGGAAUAGUUUUCACUCGGCUGAGAAGGUGGAGACGGGGCAGUUCGCAUUUACGACGGCGGAGCAGGGAGAUUACAUGGCUUGCUUUUGGGCGCCGGAUCAUUCGCCGCAGAUGACGGUUACCGUAGAUUUUGAUUGGAGGACUGGUGUCCACGCUAAGGACUGGACUAAUGUUGCCAAGAAAGGCCAAGUCGAUGCGAUGGAACUGGAGCUGAAGAAGUUGUAUGAUACUGUUACUUCCGUUCACGAGGAAAUGUUUUAUUUGCGGGAAAGGGAAGAAGAAAUGCAGGAGCUGAACCGAGCUACUACCUCCAAAAUGUUCUGGUUGUCCUUCCUCUCACUUUUUCUUUGCCUGUCAGUAGCAGGGUUACAAUUUUGGCACUUGAAAACCUUCUUCGAGAAAAAGAAGCUCAUUUAAGUAUUGUAAGACAACAGUUGUUUUCUUCUGUACUCUUGUAAAAUAUUUUGGCGAAAA
This is a messenger RNA of Durio zibethinus, 814 nucleotides long. Its product is annotated as transmembrane emp24 domain-containing protein p24delta9-like. The record is from RefSeq and is a predicted model, not a curated record. Lineage: Eukaryota; Viridiplantae; Streptophyta; Magnoliopsida; Malvales; Malvaceae.